This is a messenger RNA of Salvelinus namaycush (lake trout), 860 nucleotides long. Its product is annotated as ladderlectin-like. Lineage: Eukaryota; Metazoa; Chordata; Actinopteri; Salmoniformes; Salmonidae. The transcript has 2 exons. Bases 68 to 628 code for a protein of 186 amino acids. The record is from RefSeq and is a predicted model, not a curated record. Gene Ontology annotation, molecular function: signaling receptor activity.
UUUCUCAAGCUGAACAGAACCUACAGACUACCACCUGUGAUUCCUUCUCUGACAGGAACAGAUUACCAUGGAGAAGUUGGCCGUCCUUCUGCUUCUGAGUGCUGCCAUUGCACUGGGCGACGCAAACCUGACCCAGCUCCUUGGUUUAGAACCCUUACUGAAGACUGAGGUGGAACAGACUCCUCCUGUCGAGGCUCAGGUAGCAGCACUGCAUGUGGGGACAAAGGAAAGUUCAUGUCCCUCAGACUGGCACCCUUAUGGAUCACGCUGUUUCAAGUUUGUCAGCAUUCCACAGUCAUGGUCAGAUUCGGAGCAAAACUGUUUGGCACUUGGUGGAAACCUAGCAUCCGUGCAUAACCUUUUAGAGUACCAGUUCAUGCAAUCACUGACAAAGGACACCAAUGUUCACCUACCUGACACCUGGCUUGGAGGUUUUGAUGCAGUCAAGGAGGGCUUAUGGAUGUGGUCAGAUGGGUCCAGAUUUGACUACACUAACUGGAACACCGAUGAGCCCAAUAACGCUGGAGAAGGAGAGGACUGUCUGCAGAUGAACGCUGCGAGUGAGAAGCUCUGGUUCGACGUGCCCUGUGAGUGGAAGUUUGUAUCUCUCUGUUCCAGAAGAAUGUAGGCUAGGAAAUGACCCAGCUACUUCACCUCCACCUCCAGGGGUCAACAGGCUACUUCACCUCCACCUCCAGGGGUCAACAGGCUACUUCACCUCCACCUCCAGGGGUCAACAGGCUACUUCCCCUCCACCUCCAGGGGUCAACAGGCUACUUCCCCUCCACCUCCAGGGGUCAACAGGCUACUUCACCUCCACCUCCAGGGGUCAACAGGCUACUUCCCCUCCACCUCCAGGG